AUGGCGGGGUCGGGACGCUAAGGUUCUGGGUGGCGGGGCUGCUAGACACCCGAGGCUUCCUGGGCGCCUCGGCCUCCUGGGCCCUGCGCGCUGGGGCGGGCUUUCGGGCCGGAUCGCUGCCGGUAUCGCCUGAUUCUCGCACGGAAAGCGCGACUCCCAUCUCGGCCCUUCCUGGGGUGGCCCAUCCCCUCGAGCUGACCUCUCGAGGUGACUGGAGAGUCGUCUUUUCCAGUGCCUAGGACGCCCCGAUGGCCCUUCGGCGGAAGACCAGUUCUUGGCGUGAGAGGGCUCGGGCUCCAGCCCCCACGCCGCCACCCUCCUGGGAAGUCACUUUUCCUUCCUGAGCCUGAGUUUCCCCGUCUGUACUGUGGGUCUCAGGAAUUGGGUUAAUUAGCGGGAGGACGCGCUCGAUGUCUGCAGGUGGGGCUCAAAUCUGACCCCGCAGCAUCAGGUGGGCUCAGUCGAGGGCUCAGAGGAGCCUGCCAGCCCGGUCUCUGUUGGGAAAUGUUCUGCGUGCCAUCGAGGCCCCCGAAUCCCUGGGGGAUAGUUCUUCUGGCGGGCAGGUGCUUUGCCGGGCUCUGCUGAACAGCCGCUACACCUUUAGCUCGUCAGAGCAAUUGGAUAAGAUACUGCGCAUUGACCAGCACGGCAGAAGCUUCCCUUGUGCCUCCUCCCCCACUCGCGACCCUUGACCCAAAGUUUCGUGAUCAGCAUGGGGGACUCCAACGUGGAUACUGGCACCACCACGUCCGAGAUGGUGGCUGAAGAAGUGUCCCUUUUCAGCGCCACAGACAUGGUCCUGUUUUCUCUCAUCGUGGGUCUCCUGACCUACUGGUUCAUCUUCAGAAAGAAAAAAGACGAAGUCCCCGAAUUCACCAAAAUUGAGACCACGACCUCCUCCGUCAAAGACAGCAGCUUCGUGGAAAAGAUGAAGAAGACGGGCAGGAACAUCAUCGUGUUCUACGGCUCCCAGACGGGGACGGCGGAGGAGUUCGCCAACCGCUUGUCCAAGGACGCCCACCGCUACGGGAUGCGGGGCAUGGCCGCGGACCCCGAGGAGUAUGACCUGUCUGACCUGAGCAGCCUGCCAGAGAUCGAGAACGCCCUGGCAGUGUUCUGCAUGGCCACCUACGGCGAGGGGGACCCCACUGACAAUGCCCAGGACUUCUACGACUGGCUGCAGGAGGCAGACGUGGACCUCUCUGGAGUCAAGUAUGCGGUAUUCGGCCUUGGGAACAAGACCUACGAGCACUUCAAUGCCAUGGGCAAGUAUGUGGACAAGCGGCUGGAGCAGCUCGGGGCCCAGCGGAUCUUUGAUCUGGGGCUGGGCGACGACGACGGCAACCUCGAGGAGGACUUCAUCACGUGGCGAGAGCAGUUCUGGCCAGCCGUGUGCGAGCACUUCGGCGUGGAAGCCACUGGAGAGGAGUCCAGCAUCCGCCAGUAUGAGCUCGUGGUCCACACAGACAUGGACACGGCCGUGGUGUACACGGGCGAGAUGGGGCGCCUGAAGAGCUAUGAGAACCAGAAGCCCCCCUUUGACGCCAAGAACCCGUUCUUGGCUGUCGUCACCACCAACCGGAAGCUGAACCAGGGGACCGAGCGACACCUCAUGCACCUGGAACUGGACAUCUCAGAUUCCAAAAUCAGGUAUGAAUCUGGGGACCACGUGGCUGUGUACCCGGCCAACGACUCUGCCCUGGUCAACCAACUUGGCGAGAUCCUGGGCACCGAUCUGGAUAUCGUCAUGUCCCUGAACAAUCUUGACGAGGAGUCCAACAAGAGGCACCCGUUCCCCUGCCCCACCACCUACCGCACGGCCCUCACCUACUACCUGGACAUCACCAACCCGCCGCGCACCAAUGUGCUCUACGAGCUGGCCCAGUACGCCUCCGAGCCCUCGGAGCAGGAGCAGCUGCGCAAGAUGGCCUCGUCCUCCGGCGAGGGCAAGGAGCUGUACCUGAGCUGGGUGGUGGAGGCCCGGAGGCACAUCCUGGCCAUCCUGCAGGACUACCCGUCCCUGCGGCCCCCCAUCGACCACCUGUGCGAGCUGCUGCCGCGCCUCCAGGCCCGCUACUACUCCAUCGCCUCGUCCUCCAAGGUGCACCCCAACUCCGUGCACAUCUGCGCCGUGGUGGUGGAGUAUGAGACCAAGUCAGGCCGCGUCAACAAAGGCGUGGCCACCAGCUGGCUACGGGCCAAGGAGCCGGCCGGCGAGAACGGCCGCCGGGCCCUGGUGCCCAUGUUCGUGCGCAAGUCCCAGUUCCGCCUGCCCUUCAAGGCCACCACGCCCGUCAUCAUGGUGGGCCCGGGCACCGGGGUGGCCCCCUUCAUCGGCUUCAUCCAGGAGCGCGCCUGGCUGCAGGAGCAGGGCAAGGAGGUGGGGGAGACGCUGCUCUACUACGGCUGCCGCCGCUCUGACGAGGACUACCUGUACCGCGAGGAACUGGCCCAGUUCCACGCGAAGGGCGCCCUCACCCGGCUCAGCGUGGCCUUCUCCCGAGAGCAGCCCCAGAAGGUCUACGUGCAGCACUUACUCAAGAGGGACAAGGAGCACCUGUGGAAGCUGAUCCACGACGGGGGCGCCCACAUCUACAUCUGCGGGGACGCUCGGAACAUGGCACGGGACGUGCAGAACACCUUCUGCGACAUCGUGGCUGAGCAGGGCCCCAUGGAGCACGCCCAGGCUGUGGACUAUGUCAAGAAGCUGAUGACCAAGGGCCGCUACUCCCUGGACGUGUGGAGCUAGGAGCCGCCGGCCGCCGCCUCUGCCCUCACGCCCCAGACUCGCUCCCCAUCCUAAUCACUUCCUCACUCUCUUCUGCCAGCCGCCCCGGGGAGGGGCGUCUGCUGGGCUCUGCCCAGGGAGGCAGUCCCGGAGAUGAGAAGGAGAUGGCUCCAGGCCCAAGUUGUGCCUCCCGCCCCCGCCCCCGGGGGCGUGGCCGGGGUGACAGGCCUGAGGUUUGAUGAACACCCGGGGUCCUCCGGGGCUGAACAGAAGGGGCUCCUCUCAGCUGAGUGGGGCCUGGCCUCCCUGUGAUUUUCAAUGAGUGUAAAUAAUUUUAAAUAAGCUCCGGCCCUUGGAAUAAAGUUCUGUUUUCUGUA
This is a messenger RNA of Sus scrofa (pig), 3105 nucleotides long. The record is from RefSeq and is a predicted model, not a curated record. Lineage: Eukaryota; Metazoa; Chordata; Mammalia; Artiodactyla; Suidae.